AUGUUUGGCCAAAGCUUUAGACAGCUUUGUACUGUGGCAGCUAGAAGCGUGAGCCGACCCAAUGUGGUUCGUAUGGAGAUUGGACUGUUCAGAACGACUUGGAAGUCGCAACUCUCGAUAACGCCACGGCCUUGGAUCCCAACGUUGCCGUGGGAUGGUGCGUUGCAGCAACCGGAAGGGCCGGGUGAAGUAAAGAUGGAAUUGGAUUCGGUGAUGAGGAAACGCAAGAAGAAGAUGAAGAAGCAUAAACUCAGAAAGAGAAGAAAGAGGGAGAAGGCGGAAAAGAGGAAGUUGUCUCAAGGUAGAUAG
This is a messenger RNA of Torulaspora globosa, 309 nucleotides long. RefSeq names its product mitochondrial 37S ribosomal protein mS38 QRI5 (gene QRI5). Bases 1 to 309 code for a protein of 102 amino acids. The record is from RefSeq and is a predicted model, not a curated record. The transcript has a single exon. Lineage: Eukaryota; Fungi; Ascomycota; Saccharomycetes; Saccharomycetales; Saccharomycetaceae.